This is a messenger RNA of Procambarus clarkii (red swamp crayfish), 5671 nucleotides long. Its product is annotated as fanconi-associated nuclease 1. Gene Ontology annotation, cellular component: nucleus. The record is from RefSeq and is a predicted model, not a curated record. Gene Ontology annotation, biological process: interstrand cross-link repair. Gene Ontology annotation, molecular function: protein binding; flap-structured DNA binding; 5'-flap endonuclease activity. NCBI's taxonomy places the organism in Eukaryota, Metazoa, Arthropoda, Malacostraca, Decapoda, Cambaridae.
AAAUCAAAUAAUUUAGAUUGCUGGUAGUGAGUCUUAAGGCGCUAAAAUGUAAACACAAGUCAGGUGGCGGGUUGAAGGAACAUGUGUCUCCUGCCACGGUGUGUGGGGAUGAUGUAGCAGAUGUAUUGUUGCCAAACUGAUAACAUCACAUGUUCUCGACCAUUCGGCAAUGGGCUGAUCAUCUAUGUACAGUACCUAUCUUCAGAUGUUGUCUACACUCACAACAGUGGCAUUUGUAGCAGUCUAAGGUAACAGUCUGGGAACAUCAGCACAAAAUGAAGACUCCGCGUGGUAAAUCAGGUAAAGCAGCCGACACUGGCAAGCCCCAGAAGACCCUACUACACUUCUUCCAGCGGCAGGCUCAGACUAGCUCCCCUGUUGAGAAGGUCACUUGCCCAGGGUGCAGCCUUCAAAUUCCAAAGAGUAAGAUCAAUUGGCACCUUGACCAAGACUGUAAAAGUAAAUAUGAUCAAAAGAAAGGUGGCAAAAAAGGAAAGUCUCUAAAAAAUAAGUUUAAGGCUGAUCAGAAAAAGAACAAGGUUACACCAAGAAAACAAGCAGUGUUAUCUGAUACUGAAGAUGACAUGGACGAUGUGUGUGUUUUAUAUGAUAAUACAGAUGCAAACCCAGGUGACAGUAGUACAGAGACUUGUUACAUAACUUCAAAUAUGGUGGAAACACAGCUUUUUGAAUUAGAAAAUGACUCGGGUAGUAAUUUUGAAUCUGGAGUACCACCACAGUCUGAGAGUUGCAAUGAAACCCCUUCUCCUUACUUUUCUCCAAACUCUAAGCAGAUGAAAUCCUCACCAGUGAAAAGGCAGGAAAAAGUGAUCACCUAUGAAGUGCCAGAAAUUCAGAAAAAUGGUUUAGCUUUUCUGGAGGCAGAUUGGGGGUCUCCAGAGACAACACCAGAGGAGGUUAAAGAUCCUCGAGUGAUCAAUGCACCCAAAUUAUUGCCGCCUGCUCGACGCACAUGCUCUCCACAAACAAAAUCUGGCUUGGAAGUUAAAUUGAUGCUGGAAGAGGACUGGAAAUCUCCCUCCCCAGUGAAUACACCGAAGAAAAAAGAUACACUUAGACAAGGUCAGAAAAAUAUCAGUGAAGUGACUCUUGAGGACACUCAGACAGACAUAGCGAGUGAGGAUGAAUUUGACACAUCUUUUGUAAUAGGCACACCCAAAAAGUUGACAUUAAGUACAAAGUCGAGGUGUACGUCUGCGUUGGCGAAACACAAAAAGAAAAGCUGUACAUCUUCUGAUAAAGAAGCCAAGACAUUAUCAGACAAUGAUGAUUUUGAAAAGGUAGCCACAAUAAUGAGCUCGCCUACAAGGACCUCUCCAAAUAAAAGCAGAAAACCUAUUUCUUGUGAACUAAUAAAAGAAGAGAAAAACUGUUUCAUGCACUCUCCAUGUGAGAAACUCACGCCAAAUGAAAAAUUACUUGAUCGCCAAACUCCCAAAAAAGCACCAGAUAGACCUAUUCUCAGCAAAAUGUCAAAUUCGUUAUCACCCAAAUCCUUUGAAAAUAUAAAGAAAAAUAUAACAAAAUUAUUGGAUAAGUCCAUAUGCCCCAAAGUUGAACAAUUAGAUGAAAAGCAAUUGUCUCAUAAAUUGCAAGCACUAGAAUCAAAUGAAAAUAGUAAUUUGUCAGAGAGUGGAAGGGAGAGUGCUCUACUGUUCAGUCCUAUUAGGAGCCCAGUAAUUGUUACCCCAGUAAGGUCCCCCAGUCCACCGCUUAAUGAUGCAGAUAACGAGGGAAGUACGAUUCAUGUCCGAAAGCUUUUCGAACUUACAAGUCCUGCGAAGUUAAGUUCUCUUGACAUAAAUGUAGACCCAUCAGUCAAACAGUCUGUCAGUGGUCAGGAAGAUGCAUUUGAUUUAUUAUCUCAGACAUCUUCACAAAUAAAAAGGAGAUCUCAUGGAAGUCCUUGGAAACAUAAACAAGCUUUAAAAAAUACAGGGCUCUUACAAAAUUCAUCUCAGAGUUUAUCGACAAUAGCACACCACAGAAAGAGACAAUCUACACCCUCUCCCUCGGGCUCAGCUUCCACAUCUCCGGCAAAGCCUGCAGAAGAAGAACAGGUGAAUGAUCCUGCUAUGUACCGGCACCAUAAAGGAUAUUAUUUAGAAAAUUUUCUUAGAAUUUUAGGUACAGUUCUUUCUCAGCCCCAAGAUGUAAAACUUUUAAAUGCUGAUGAUCUGGAUGUCAUAAAGACAUUCCACGGUCUAGCAUUACCAGCUCAAAAGCUUUAUGUUCGAUUAUUUCAAAGAAAGAUUAAAUGGAAUAGAGUUUCCAAGAUUGAAUACCGGGAUAUUUGUGAGCAAGAAGAUACUGCAUUGUACGUUAAUGAACUCACCUAUGCAGGUUUUCUACAUAACGAAAGUGAAAUGAUUGAUUUAAAAGAGGUACUUCAGCUGUUAUCCAGUGAAGAGCUUCAUGGACUUUGUAAACAGAUGAAAAUUAGUGGUGUUGGGAAGAAAGAGGACAUGGUUGCAGGUUUAUUGAAGUUUACUAAACAACAACCAACCAUUCUCUCUGCUUUUUCCCAAGGUCCUAAAGACAACUCAUUAUUUAUGAAGAGAGCUAAGGCAUUUCUAGGUCACUGUUGCCUUGUAAAUAAGACUGUGCGGAGAGUAUUCAUGAGAGUGUUAAUGUUGUACGCACUGCCUCGCUACGACGACGACGAGGAAGGUGGCCAGCAGUCACAGCUAACCACAUUGCUCAUGGUCAACAUGGGCAAGGUGAAGUUCCCUCACUAUGACAUCAUCAGGAACCACUCUAUUUUCCAGAUCAGAGAUGAUCUCAUCAGAUUUGAAAGUUGCUCGCAGAUUCAGGCAGAUGUGCAGGAGUGUAUGGAGAGUCAGAAGUGGGAGGAAGCUCUGGAGCAUUGUGACCUGGCCAGGACCUCGUACCAGCAGCUGCUCAAGAAUACACAGCUCAUGGAUCACGACAAAUCGCUACCCAGGUUCUUGAGGCGCUUCACAUCAAUCUCCCUGCUGGUGUAUAUAUUGACCUGCUCUGUGGAGUGCUACCAACGUCUCAAGAACUAUCAAAAGGCUGUGGAGCAACUGCAGGAACUGUUGGAUCAGACUACACAUUUACAGGACUACCGUGGGCGGUGGUAUGACAGAUUAGCUCUCAACUUGGAGAUGCACUUGAAGAAACCAGCGAUGGCUGUAGAAGUAAUCAGCCAAGCUUUGAGUGAUCCUGAAGUGAGGAAGGGCCACCGUCUGUCAAUAAGCAUAAGAGCUCGACGCAUUGCAACCUCUGCACGACACAAGGCCCUAGCUCCUACUAUAGCCAAGAUGCCUCUCUUAAAACCUAUGGAAGCUCCAAAAGUUUAUAUUGAAGGGCGUAGCCUUCCUGCAGAUAUUCCUGGAUAUAAAAGAGCAUUCAUCCGCCAAGAUUCUGAUCGUCAUGCUGGGGAGGGUGGAGUCACAAUCUGCUCGGUGGAGGAAUUAGUUCUUGAGCAUUACAAGGUGUUGGGAUACAGUCAAGGUCUACACCGGGAAGGAGCUACUGUGAACUCGUUAUUUGGAAUCUACUGUUGGGAUAUUCUGUAUGCUCCCAUAUCUGAUGUAUUCAGAUCUCCAUACCAAGCAGCCCCAUUAGAUCUGGAUGAUCCAAACUUUUAUGAGGCCAGGAAGGAACAAAUUGACAAGAGACUUGCUGAUCUCUGCAGUUGGUCAGAUGAAGAAGCUGAAGCUGAACUUGAGAGAAUUUGGAGCGACCACUCAGGAGAGGUGUCACUAGUGGCAUGGGAUCUUUUCCAAAGUGUUGAACAUGCUAAGGGACUGGUUGUUAGUAUGGGGUUGCCAGUCUUGGCCGCCAUAUGCGAACGUCUAGCAAAAGAUCACAGGUUUACUCGCAGUGGGUUUCCCGACCUGGUGGUUUGGAAUCCCGACACCAAGGUAUGCUGUAUUGUUGAAGUAAAAGGCCCGAAUGAUAAAUUGUCCACAAAGCAGAUGCUGUGGCUGGAUUACCUUCUUGCAAAGGGAGCACACGCGGUAGUGUGUCAUGUUAAAGCUAUUGGGGCAAAGAAUAUGAUGAGGGGUUCUCCUCGCAAGGUGUCUCCAAAGAAGGUCUCGCCAAAGAAGGUUUCUCCUAAAAAAUCCAAGAAUUUGAAUGAGAGGAAGAGAAACUUGGAAAAUGUACUGGAAGAGAAUAUAAAAGAAAGAACGAGACCAAAGAGAAAAAUGAAUGAAGGCAACAGCUCCGUUAAGAAGAGAAAGAGUAAUGCUUGUGCAGAAAGCAGUGUUACCAAGAGUGACAGGUCUCUACGAGACAGGAGAAUCAAGAGAAAAAAUAGUGAUGAUUUUGAGGAGCAAAGCAAAAUAUUGAAAGAAAAUACAAAGACUCGUAAUGGACAAAAGAUGGAAAGGAAAAAUGCUCGAGGUACCCAAAGAAAGGCUGCGGAUGCAGGAGAAAGUAGUGCCUCAACUGCAAACAAAAAAAAAAUAAGAAAAACAAAUAAGACUUAGUGUAGAUUUGAAGGUAACAAAAGUGACAAGCAAGGCAAGUUAACUGAUAAUGUCUUUAGUUGUAAAUACAGUUUAGACAACUUAUUCUAGCCUGUUGAACAGACCAUACUAAAAAGUGAAGGGACGACGACGUUUCAAUCCGUCCUGGACCAUUCACAAUUGACUUGAGAAUGGUUCAGGACGGACCGAAACGCCGUCGUCCCUUCACCUUCUAGUGUGUGGUCUGGUCAAUAUUCUUCAGCCACGUUAUUGUGACUCAUCACCUGCUUAUUCUAGCCUUUACUAAAUACUGUAGUUUUUUUCUAGAUUGCUCAGAAUUAUUUGCAGUAAGUGGAAGGCACUCUCCAGGGUCCUUUUUGCCAUUCCCUCUUCCUUUCAAGAAAUAAAAUUUAUUUGUAUUUUCUGAAGGUGAGUGUAAUGAAGGGAAGUUGUGAAGGGAAUCUUGGGAACCUCUCCCUCCUGCAAAACCAAUUCCACAUUCAAGAAGUUAAUUAAUUCAAUACUUAAAAAUAGAGCUUUAAUGAUUCAUUGGUGAAAACUAUUUUUGGUUUUACACAGCUCUUUUUGUUUACUCUUGCUUUAAAUUACUACAAAAUGCUUCAUUUAUAUUUUUAAUGUUAAACAAAAUUGUUACCAACACAGUAUACACCAGAGAAAAUCCUAUUUAAUAUUAAUCUCCAGGAAGUGUGCACGACAUGUGAAGAAGUGUAACAACUUGAAACUUUUAACAUUGAUGUACGGUGGUGCAAGGAAGACUGGCAAUGGCCCCAUGUAACAUCAAGGCAGCAAAUUUUGCAAUAGAAUAAUUUUACCCUGAUCUGGAAGGGUAGAGUGAAUGAUUCCGUAUCUCAGAAAUUAUAAGCAUAGCUGUACUGUACCAAAAUAUCUAAAUAGAUCUUUACUGAUACUACAACAGUAGACUCAUUUGGCUAAAAAUACUAUAGAUAUUUUCACACAAGUCAAAAAAUAUGUAAGAAUGGAUAAGAAUAUUAAUAUUAAACUGACACUUGGAAUAGGCAGUUCUUAAAAUACCAUGUACUCUACAAUGUAAUUCUACUCAAGCGGACCAACCAGAUCUUUCAGUCUUCUUUUUUUAUCAUAAAUAAUAAAACUUGUUUUAGCAUAUUUCUACAAAUGGGCUCUAAAAAUAAUGUAACCUUUAAUGUAAAUAAAAUAUAUAAUUAAACUAA